AUGGACAAGGAACCCACAAGUCACGCAUACAGCGUCAACCCCCUUAACGGACAACAGUAUUACCACAACACCGAUGCCCCCGGCGUGUCAGAUUCCAUACCAACCCAAUUCAGAGGCACGACGGCAGACCAACCUGACAUGAAUAUCCUUGGAAAGCAACAAGUUCUACGCCGCAACUUCAAAUUCUUCACGGUGCUGGGAUUCGCUAGCACGGUGAUGGUGUCUUGGGAAUGGCUGCCGAUCAUAUCCAUCUACGCGCUGCAGGACGGAGGGCUUCCUAUCGUAUUUUGGGGAUUGGUUGCUGGUUGCUUGGGGAUGGGCCUUGUGUAUGUGUCUCUUGCGGAAAUGGCGUCUAUGUGUCCUACGGCCGGGGGACAAUAUCACCUCGUAUCAGAGCUAGCACCUCCAUCAAUCCAAAAAGAGCUCAGCUAUGCCGUUGGAUGGCUCACCGCCAUGGGCUGGCAAGUCUGGGUCACAGGUCUCUGCUUCGUCAUGGCCAGUGUCAUUCAAGGGCUGAUUGUGCUCAACAACCCCAAAAGCUACGUCUACCACGCCUGGCAUGGUACUCUACUCACUAUCGCAGUGGUGAUCUUCGCCCUAGCCAUCAACGCUCUGCUUGGGCUCCGACUCCCAGCAAUCCAGAGAGUAUUCAUUGUGCUCCAUGUCGUUGGAUUUUUGGUGAUUGUCAUCACACUCUGGGUCACGGCACCACAUGGCAGUGUCCAUGAUACCCUCCUGCACUUUACAUCGACCAGUGGCUGGGACAACCUGGGAUUAGCAUCAAUGAUCGGCGUCGUGAACCCAAUAGGGUCCUUGUGUGGAUAUGAUGGCUGCUUUCACAUGGCCGAAGAAGUCCAAGACGCCUCAAUCGUCAUCCCCAAAGCCCUGAUAUGGUCCUUCACCCUCAACGCGCUCAUGGCCCUGAUCAUGGGCAUAACGUUCAUCUUCUCCAUCGGCGACCUCGACUCCGUCCUCGCAACCCCGACCGGUCAGCCCUUCAUCCAAGUCUUCUACAACGCAACGCAAAGCCACGCGGGAGCUACUUUAUUAACCUCAAUCAUCGUCGUCAUGCUAGCCUCAACCUGCAUCAGCGAGGUCUCUCCUCGGUGGAAUAUCCCGCUGAAUGCGAUAUACAUGACAGCCGUGAUUAGUUCGCUUAUCUCGCUGAUUGAUAUUGGUUCCUAUACGGCUCUGAACGCGAUCAACUCGUUGGGCGUGGUGUCUCUGCUGUUUUCGUACACCGUGACGAUUGGCUGCUUGGUCCUGCGGCGUGUGAGAGGCCCAGCUCUGCCUAGGAGGCGAUGGUCGCUUGGGACGUAUGGAUUGGCUGUCAAUAUUGCGUCGCUGUGUUUCAUUAUCCCUGUGCUCUUCUUUGCUUUUUGGCCGGUUUCACGGCCAGUAACACCGGCGGGAUUCAAUUGGUCUUCAGUGAUGUUUGUUGGGGUUUUGCUGAUAGCUUUGGCCCACUAUGUGGUGUUUGCGAGGCAUCAGUACUAG
This is a messenger RNA of Zasmidium cellare ATCC 36951, 1497 nucleotides long. RefSeq lists its product as uncharacterized. Bases 1 to 1497 code for a protein of 498 amino acids. The transcript has 5 exons. Gene Ontology annotation, molecular function: transmembrane transporter activity. Gene Ontology annotation, biological process: transmembrane transport. Lineage: Eukaryota; Fungi; Ascomycota; Dothideomycetes; Mycosphaerellales; Mycosphaerellaceae. Gene Ontology annotation, cellular component: membrane. The record is from RefSeq and is a predicted model, not a curated record.